This is a messenger RNA of Phascolarctos cinereus (koala), 1215 nucleotides long. The record is from RefSeq and is a predicted model, not a curated record. NCBI's taxonomy places the organism in Eukaryota, Metazoa, Chordata, Mammalia, Diprotodontia, Phascolarctidae.
AUGGAAACUGGUUCUGAGCAGAAGAUUAGGCAACCCAUGUCUCACUUGGUACAAUAUGCUUCUGAAGAGUGCAAGGAAAAGGAAAUCUGCUACAAUAAGCAACAGAGUGAUGCUGUGACUCUAAAAGCUAUGGGUAUGGAGAUGAUAAGCAAUUGUCCAUUUGGAAAUCACAUUGGCUUAUCUGCUCAAGAAAUCUCAUGGUCUAAAAAUAAAAAUAUUCAAUCUUUGAAAAGUAUUUCCUUCACUAAUUCCAACUUCAUGAACAUAAGAAACCACAAAGUAGAGAGAACUAAUAAGCAUGACAAUUAUGGGAAAAGGCUCAAUUAUACCUCAAACCUGGAUAUUAAUCAAAUAUUCUCCACUGAAGAUAAGCUUUACAUAUGUGAUAAGUGUGGGAAGAGUUUCAGUUGGAAGAAAAGUCUACUUAUUCAUCAGAGAGUCCACACAGGAGAAAAACCAUAUAUUUGUGAUGAGUGUGGGAAGAGUUUCAGGCAUAAAAAAAAUCUAGUUCAUCAUGGAGUCCAUACAGGAGAGAAACCAUACAUAUGUGGUGAGUGUGGGAAGAGUUUCAGUCAAAAGGCAAGUUUAUUUUUUCAUUGCAGAGUACAUAAAGGAGAGAAACCAUACAUUUGUGAUGAGUGUGGGAAGAGUUUCAGUCAGAAGAUACAUCUAAUUACUCAUCACAGAGUCCAUACUGGAGAGAAACCAUAUGUAUGUGGUGAGUGUGGGAAGGGUUUCAGUCAAAAGGCAAGUUUAUUUUUUCAUUGCAGAGUACAUAAAGGAGAGAAACCAUGCAUUUGUGAUGAGUGUGGGAAGAGUUUCAGUCAGAAGAUACAUCUAAUUACUCAUCACAGAGUCCAUACUGGAGAGAAACCAUACGUAUGUGAUGAGUGUGGGAAGAGUUUCAGUCAGAAGAUACAUCUAAUUACUCAUCACCGAAUGCAUACAGGAGAGAAACCAUACCUUUGUGAUGAGUGUGGGAAGAGUUUCAGUCAGAAGAUACAUCUAAUUACUCAUCACCGAAUGCAUACAGGAGAGAAACCAUACCUUUGUGAUGAGUGUGGGAAGAGUUUCAGUCAGAAGAGAACUCUCAUCUCUCAUCACAGAGUGCAUACAAGAAAGAAACCAUAUUCAUGUGAUGAGUGUGGGAAGAGUUGCAGGCAUAAAAAAAAUCUAGUUGCUCAUCACAGAGUCAAUGCAGGAGAGAAACCGUAG